AUGGAGGAGGAAGCGGACUCUCCGCUCCUACGCUUUCUGAUCGACCUUCUCAAGCCCAUAUCGGAGGCGGAUCCGGCGCUGCUGGCGAACUACGUGGUGGCGCUGCUGAGGAACAGCAAGCCGCACGACGAGUUGCGCCGCCUCUGCCUCGACCAGCUCCAGGAUUUCCUCACCGACGAAACCGAGGGUUUUGUAGCGAAGCUGUUCGACGCCCUCGAGCGCGGGGAGAUCUCGCUAGAAGACGCGGAGGAGGAGGACGCUGGGGCAGACGACGACGCGGACAAGAAGCGCAGCCGGGGGGACGACGCGGAACCCGCGGAAACGAAUGAGUCUGCGAGGGACGGGGGACGAGGCGGAGGGAGGAGCGGAGGUCGGCGGGGAGAUGGCGGGCAGCGGGUUGCGGAUGAGGAGGGGGGUAGGGGGAGAGGGGGAAAGAGAAGUGGCACGUCGCGAGAGAGGGGGGUGAGAGAGAGGGCAUCGGGCGAUGAGGAGAAGGAGCGGGACGAAGAUGGUAAAGUCGGGGAGAGGGGCGAGAGGGAACCUUAUCCCGCGGUUGAAGCGGAGGCGGAGGAGAGGGCGGAAGCAGGCGGGGAGGAGCGGGAGGAGGAGGAAGGGCGGCGGAAGCGGCACGAGGAGGACGAAUCGAGCGACGAUGACGACGAUAGGAACCACAAGCACAGGCGCAGAGGCGGCGAGCGCACGUUCCGCGACGAGGUCGCGGCAGGGGAAGGAGGGCGCAGCAGAGAUCCCGCGGAAGGGCGCGGUAGCGUGCACUCGCGCCUCGAGGGCGCGCGGGAUAGAAGAGGAGGUGACUUUAGCGGGGGUGGCGCAGGCAGAUCGUUCCGCAGCCGCGACGGCCCCCGUUCCUUCAGGCCGGGGGAUGGGAGCGGCAUGGGCGGAAGGGGCGGGCCCAUGGGGCGGGACUUUCCCCGCGUGGGGGGACCUGGUCCUGGGCAGCCGAUUCUAGGCCCACAAAUGGGCAUGCCGCGGUUCCCCAUGGGGGGAAUGCCGGGGGGAAUGGGGGGCCGUGGCGGCAUCCUCAGGGGCAUGCCUGGGCGCUUUGAUGGGGGCCCGGGGAGGGGCAUGGGGGGGGAGCAGUGGGGCAUGGGGGGCGCGGGCGGCGGAAUGCCUGGUAUGUUACCCGGACGGGUCGGGCCUGGGAUCCCUCCCCCCGGUCUCCCUGGUGCGCCUAUGCCUGGCGCGGGGAUCGCAGGGGCAGGACCGGGCAUGGGGAACGGCAUGGGCGGGGGCAUGGGGAGGGGGUUCUUCCCCGGGAGGGGCGGGGGAGGGGCUCCGGGGCUUAUCAGACCAGGGUUCGGCGCAGGGGGACCGGGGUUUGGAAUGUUCCCAGGGGGCGGGGGCGGGGGAGGGAUGCCGGGGAUGGGCGGAGGAAGGAUGGGCGCAGGCGGAGGGGGAGCGGGCGGGGCUGGACCAGGCGCGGAAGUGGGUGCAGGAAUGGGGGGCGGAGGGGGAGCAGGUCCGGGGGGGCCCAAGGGGAAGCGCGCGCGGUGCCCUGACUUUGAGGAGAAGGGGUUCUGUCUGAAGGGCGACCUGUGUCCGCUCGACCAUGGCAACUACCGCAUCGUUGUGGAAGACAUGCAGGUGAGACGGAGGGGUGUGUAG
Molecule: messenger RNA, 1623 nt
Organism: Closterium sp. Yama58-4
Lineage: Eukaryota; Viridiplantae; Streptophyta; Zygnematophyceae; Desmidiales; Closteriaceae
Source: the annotation of a GenBank genome assembly